AGCUCCCGCCGGUUAGCAGACAGCUCUGACAGAUCUUCUGGGGUCCUGCCAUGUGCUUGUACCUUUGUAUCACAAGCGACAGCACUAACGUGGCAGGAUGGAGCUGCCCGGCUAUCACGGCAGAGGCUCAUUUGUAACGCUGCCUUAAGGAGAUAAGAAGAUGAGACCAAACUGUUCCAGCAGCUCAGCCUGCCCUGCCAACAGUUCGGAGGAGGAGUUGCCGGUGGGGCUGGAGGCGUAUGGAAACCUGGAACUUGUGUUCACGGUGGUGCUGGCCGUGAUGAUGGGCCUGCUUAUGUUCUCCCUGGGAUGCUCCGUGGAGAUCCGGAAGCUCUGGUCGCACAUCAGGAGACCCUGGGGCAUUGCUGUGGGACUGCUCUGCCAGUUUGGGCUCAUGCCUCUUACAGCCUAUCUCCUGGUCGUCAGCUUUUCUCUGAAGCCAGCCCAAGCGAUUGCCAUCCUCAUCAUGGGCUGCUGCCCAGGGGGGACCAUCUCAAACAUUUUCACCUUCUGGGUUGAUGGAGAUAUGGAUCUCAGCAUCAGUAUGACAACCUGUUCCACAGUGGCUGCCCUGGGAAUGAUGCCACUCUGCCUUUAUCUCUACACCUUGUCCUGGAAUCUUGAGGAGAAUCUCACCAUUCCAUAUCAGAACAUAGGAAUUACCCUUGUGUGCCUGACCAUUCCUGUGGCCUUCGGUGCCUAUGUGAAUUACAGGUGGCCAGAACAAUCCAGACUUAUUCUUAAGGUUGGGGCCAUUGUUGGCGGAGUCCUCCUCUUGGUGGUCGCGGUUGCUGGUGUGGUGCUGGCGAAAGGAUCAUGGAAUUCAGAUACCAUGCUUCUGACCAUCAGUUUCAUCUUUCCUUUGAUUGGCCAUAUCAUGGGCUUUUUGCUGGCACUUCUUACCCACCAAUCUUGGCAGAGGUGCUGGACCAUUUCCUUGGAAACCGGAGCUCAGAACAUUCAGAUGUGCAUCACCAUGCUCCAGUUAUCUUUCACUGCCGAGCAGUUGGUCCAGAUGCUUAACUUCCCAUUGGCCUAUGGGCUCUUCCAGCUGUUGGAUGGAUUUCUCAUUGUUGCAGUGUAUAAGAUGUACAAGAGGAGACUGAAAAACAAACACAGGAAAAAGCACCCGCAUUGUGCAGAAGCCUGCUGUAAGAAGAAACCCAAAGAGACCAGUGCUUUCUUGGAGGUGAUUGAAGAAGCUGCUCUCACUCCUGGGCCGUCAGGGCCCGUGGCUCACGGUGCUCUCGAGCCAACUGGCCGCAUCUCAUGUGCCAAGUAGGGGCUUGCUGGCUUGACGGGUCCCUGUCCUCCUCAGCGGGCAGCAAAGACAGUGCAGAGCUGAUGAGUGAAUCUCGUUGUCAGGGCUGAUGGGAAUGUUUGAGUGUCAGAUGUUAACGUAUUUAUAUUUUUGUGUGCAUUGUGAAUUGUCAUAGGAUCCCUUUUUGAAAGUCUGUUCUGCCUAUUUCAGGUUGUUCCUUUGUGGGUUUACACAACAUAGCUACCAGCUGCUGUGUGUGUUCUAUCUUCCCAUACAGUGAAGAGUGACCCCCACUGUUACGUGAAGUCAUCCUCAAGUUGAGAAUUUUAAUGUCACAAGAGUUAGGACUCUGUAUAGAGGGGAUGUCACCUCAUACCGCAGGGCAAGGACAGAGUCUGGACCCACCUGACUUCUUGACUUUGGGCAAGUCCUUUGUGGCAUUGGGGAGGAAGCAUACAGCUCUUAUUAAAAAUGGGGUCUUUUUGCAAAUGAUUGUUAUUUUUUAGAGCUUGAAAAUCUUUUUGGAUUAUAGAUGUAAUACAUGCCUAGAGGGAAUUUAAUGGACAUUUAAGGUUAAUAUUUUUACUCCGUAGAGAGAGGCACACAUAUAUUCUUUUAACAUAUAUUUAUAUGUUGUGGCAUUUUAAAAACAUGGAGAUCACUCCAUAUAAACUUAUGUAAGUCACUUAAUGACAUAUUACGGAGCAUCUUUAUGUGUCAGUCUUUGUUGAACUACCUCAUUCUUUAGAACAGUGGCUCCAUAGAAAUAUUCCAGUGCAUGGAAGGACUGUAAUUUAUUUAACUGUUCCUUAUUCACAGACAUUUAAAUAGCUUUCAACUUACUGGUAUCACAAGUGCUACAAACACUUGUGCCUUCAUGGAGGUAUUUCUGUGGGAUCACUUCCUAGGCUUGAAUUGCCGGGUUGACUGCACAUCGCAAUGCUGGGCAGAGAGCUCUCUGGCACCGUUGUAUAAAGUGCCUGGGAGCACCUGGUUUCCCACAGUCGCACCAGUCUUAAGAAUGAUCAUUCUACUUUAGGAAAAUAUCUCGUCUAAAGUUGCAUUGUUAAAAUUGUGAGUGAAGUAGAGUAUUUUUCAUGAUCACUUACCUGUUUGUGUUCUUUGCCUGCUUUUCUAUUUUUUUAUUUCCUUUUUGAUGGAUAAAUUUUAACAUAUUAACAUAUUAUAUAGAUCAUGACCCUUUAUCCUGUUUUGUCAGUAUUUUACCUAGUGUUUUGUCUUUUGUUUUUGUGUGUCUUUUGCUGUAUAGAAGUUUUAUAUUUUUUACAUAUUCAGCUUUAUUAGUCUUUUAAAAAAUGUUUUUUGCCCUCAGUGUUGGUCAAAUGUUAGACUAUUUAUAUUUUUGUAUGGAUUGUGAAUUGUAAAAGGAUCCCUUUUUGAGAAUGCAUUUGGCCCCUUUUCAGGGAGUUCUUUUUGGAGCUCUGCACACAUGCUUAUUAGCUGCUGUGUAUACUGUCUGGCAGUAGGUAAGACCCAUCCUCUUUCUCUAUUCUUACAGUAUUAAAAUCCCAUAUAUUUUUGUUACUUUUAUGUAUUAAAUAUGUACAUGUUUAUUCCAUUUUGAAUUUCUUUUUCCCUGUGUUAAGAAUCUAAUUAAUUGUCCUAAGAUCGUAUAUUGAAUCAUUCAUCUUUACUGACAUGAAGUGCCACUUUUAUCACAUAACUUCCUAUAUAGUGUGUUUUUGUUGGACUCUGGUUCUGUUUUUUUUUCUUAUUUGUAAAUUUUGAAAUCUGUGAGAAACUGUAUUGUCUGAGAUUUAGUGCUUUACAAUUUUAUUUUGUAAGUAUACUUAAGAACUUGCAGGUUUUAUAUAUAUAAUGACAGUGAUUACUAUGGAAAGAGGUAUGGUAGGACAGAAAGAGCCCCCUUAGGUGUCACAAGUAUAUUUAUGUGGAGAAGAAGUAAACACAUGUGUGCCAUGAUUGUUAAUUCUCAGCUGCUGCAAUGAACAGUCAGGAGAGUUGUAUGUUUAGAGAUCCUCAGUUCUAAAAUGAGCUUUUAAAGAAUCCUCAAAAUAGGGAUUUCUAAAUUAUUUCUCUAUAUAGGCACCUAACACGAAAUGGUAAA
Camelus dromedarius (Arabian camel) is the source of this 3350-nucleotide messenger RNA. It is a transcript of the gene SLC10A6, whose product is annotated as solute carrier family 10 member 6. The record is from RefSeq and is a predicted model, not a curated record. Gene Ontology annotation, cellular component: membrane. Gene Ontology annotation, molecular function: bile acid:sodium symporter activity. Lineage: Eukaryota; Metazoa; Chordata; Mammalia; Artiodactyla; Camelidae. Gene Ontology annotation, biological process: bile acid and bile salt transport.